UUUUACCUCUUUCAGUGACUGAAGUCUAAACUACAAACUUAUGGGAUUUUAAUAAGAAAUACAUUGAAAAAUAUCUCAAAGGAAGGACUAAAGAUAUGGACAUCCUAAGCUCAACAAAGGCUUGGAAAUGGCAAGUAGUGUAUUCCUAUUUACUUUGUAGCUGGGGCUGGGUCUCUGGGCAGCUUCGGUAUUCUAUUGUUGAGGAGUCAGAACCAGAAUCUAUUGUGGGGAAUGUAGCUCAGGAUUUGGGAAUACACCAGGCAAAUUUAUACAAGCGAAGACUGCAUUUGGGAUCUGAGGGAACCAGUCGACAGUUUGCAGUGAAUCAAGCUAAUGGGGCUCUUACUGUGACAGAGAAGGUAGACAGAGAAAGCCUGUGUGCAUCCAGCUCAAGCUGUUUUUUGCCUGUUCAAGUUGUUGCUGAAAAUCCGUUGGAGGUUUUUAGUCUAGAAAUUGAAAUUUUGGACAUAAAUGACAAUUCACCAAGUUUUUCAAAAGACCAUCACAUUAUAACAAUAACAGAGAUUCGUGCAAACCCUGGUGUUCGGUUUCCUUUAGAGAUUGCAAAGGAUCCCGAUGUUGGCGUCAAUGGUAUUAGUCAGUAUAAAAUAGAAACAAACCCAUAUUUUUCAUUGUCUGUGAAGAAACGCAAAGACGGGACUCCUAUUCCUGAGCUGGUACUGGAAAGGGCUCUAGACAGAGAAGAAAAAAAAGAGCAUAGACUCAUUCUCACUGCUGUUGAUGGUGGUGAGCCAGCCAGAUCAGGAUCUUGUCAAAUCACUGUAAUUGUUUUAGAUUUCAAUGAUAAUCCACCAGUGUUUUCUCAAUCAAGCUAUAGAAUAACACUAUUAGAAAAUUCAAAGCUUAACACCCUUUUAAUCACACUUAAUGCUACAGACCUGGAUGAGGGAAAAAAUAGUGAAAUAGAAUAUUAUCUUGAUGACCAUACUUCAGAUUUUGCAAAGGAAUUGUUUAGUUUAAAUUCCCAAACUGGUGACAUUUUUAUCAAAGGAUUAGUGGAUUUUGAAGAAUCAAAAUUUCAUGAACUAUCAGUUCUAGCAAAGGAUAAAGGAUUUCCUGAAUUAGAAGGGCGUUGUGUGCUUCAUGUUGAAGUAGAAGAUAUCAAUGAUAAUGCACCUGAAAUAAUAUUAACCUCCAUGUCGACAUCUGUGCCUGAAAAUGCAACCCUAGACACUGCUGUGGCUUUUUUUACAGUGAGAGACAGAGAUUCUGGGAAAAAUGGAGAGGUUAAACUCGAGGUUUCCCAAGGCAUCCCAUUUAGAAUUAAACCUUUAAACAAUCACUAUUCCUUGGUCACAGAUGGAAUACUAGACAGAGAGAAGAUCUCUAAGUAUACGAUUCAACUGACCGCAACUGAUUUGGGCUUUCCUGCUCUGCAAACCCAAACUACAAUCACGCUACAUGUUUCUGACAUUAAUGACAACCCCCCAGUUUUUCUACAAACUCAUUAUGAAGCAUUCAUAAAAGAAAAUAAUGAACCAGGCAGUUUAUUAUAUGCAGUAUCUGCAUUUGAUUUAGAUGAAGGCGUCAAUGCAGGCUUAAUAUAUUCUAUAACUGAGAGAAAUAUAGAUAGCUCUCCUGUUUCUUCUUUUGUCUACAUUAAUCCCCAAAAUGGUAAUAUCUAUGCCCAGCGUGCCUUUGAUUUUGAGUACAUUCAGAUUUUUCAAAUAUCUGUAAAAGUAGAAGAUUCUGGGAAAUUAUUUUCCAGUGUUGAUGUGUCUAUAUUUGUACUGGACGUAAAUGAUAACUUCCCCACUGUACUUUAUCCAGUUGUUUCAAAUGAGAUCAUUAUUAGUGAACUGGUUCCAAAGUCGGCAGCUGUUGGGUAUUUAGUAACAAAGGUAUCAGCAGUGGAUUUAGAUUCAGGUCGCAAUGCUUGGUUGCAAUAUGGUUUUAAUGAAGAUACUGAUUUCAAGCCAUAUAAAGUGUCUGCAAACACAGGAGAAAUAAGAACUAUUCAAAGCCUGGAAGACAUGGAUAAUUCAGAGCAACGGCUUGUUAUUUUGGUCAGUGACCAUGGGGAACCUCCUCUUACAACAACAGUCACUGUGGUUAUAAACAUAGUGGAGAGCGUUUUUCAAGAAAACUCUAAAUCUCGUGAUUUGCUUUCAAAUUCCAAGCCCAUGACAGAUAUAACCCUGUAUCUUAUUAUAUCGCUGGUGGCCAUCUGCUUAGUUUCCCUUGUUACCUUUUCAAUCUUGAUAGUAAAAUGUAUAAAAAGAGAAAGCUAUAACAGUAGCAAAGGCUGCUGCUUUAUGAGUAGGUCGCAAUCCAAGCCAUAUGCUGACCAGUACCAGCCAACUCUUUAUUUAAACACAGAUGGGACCCUAAAAUACAUGGAAGUGCGGAUGGUUCCACCAGAACCUCAGGCACAAUGUUAUCAGGCUUGUUUUCCUCAAGCUACAGGGAACCCUGAUACAAGUCUAACAAAUCCACAAGGUUUUACACCGCCUAAUGUAACUGUCAAUGACAAUUGCACCUCUUCGGAAACAAGCUGGCUAAAGGAGCUGAAUCAGUCAGUGAUCAUGGAGAUCCAACACUAA
This is a messenger RNA of Xenopus tropicalis (tropical clawed frog), 2564 nucleotides long. Its product is annotated as protocadherin gamma-C5. The transcript is spliced from 2 exons. Lineage: Eukaryota; Metazoa; Chordata; Amphibia; Anura; Pipidae. The record is from RefSeq and is a predicted model, not a curated record. Gene Ontology annotation, biological process: cell adhesion; homophilic cell-cell adhesion. Bases 96 to 2564 code for a protein of 822 amino acids. Gene Ontology annotation, molecular function: calcium ion binding. Gene Ontology annotation, cellular component: membrane; plasma membrane.